GAUCCUGAAAGACAAAAAGCAAACGGAGGGGGAGGGAAGAAAAGGCAGACAAGGACGGAGAGGGUUUUUUUUUCAACUGCGAGGAGAGGAAAACUCACCUAAAUCCGUCGAAGACCCCCAAACCCAAGUCCGGUGUGUUUUUUUUAGCUGAUUUUGGCCUGGUUUUCUCCUGGACCUCUUUCCUGCUCCUCUCAGGCUCUGUGACUAUGAGCACCGCAGGUCAUCUGGCCCCGAACCGGCAGAAUGCGAAGGAGCUCGACAGCAUGAAGGAGUCCAUCAGCGACAUUAUCAACCAGCUCCAGGACAUCGACCCGGCCAGGCUCUCCUUCUCCCCCUUCCUGGACCUGGACACCCAGAUCUCGCUGGCGCCGGUGUCAGACAGCCCUGAGUCCUCGGUGGAGGAGCUGCGCUCGUCCUCCCACUCUGUCUCCGGCUCCCAGCGCUCGCUGGAACCGCCACCAGCAGCAGAGGAGCCAAGGAGCUCUGCUCCUCGCCAUCGGCAGCCAAACGUCAGCCUCCCCGGAGGGCCCGGCCCGGAUCGGACCGCAGAGGGGGAUCUGGAUCCGACUCUUUCCCGUCCCCUCGCCGCGGCGCACGGGUUGGACGGCGCCGUGGAAAACCGCGUGGCUUCUCCCACGCCGGCCUCUCGGGGAGACAUUCCCAACGGCACGGACACGCCGAGAUGGAGCCCGGGGUCCACCGACCUGGGGGGCACGGUGAACGAGGGCCGGCCUCUGAUUGGCCCGCGGCCGGAGAGCGUGGAGCUGGCCGUGUGGACUGAAGGCCCGGGGGGAGAGACUUGCGGGGAGGAGGUUUCGGACGGGGCUCCACGCCCCCGCUGCUGCUGCAGGUGUAGAUGCUGCCAGAGCGGCCGGGCCCCGGCUUUCUUCUCCGUCCUGGCUUCUCUCCUGUGCGCGGCCGGGAUCCUCUACGCGCUCUAUUUCCACGUCCCCAUCAGACCCCCCGACUGCUCCGACGGGGGCUGCCGCGUCCUGCUGGCCCUCUGCUGCUGCGCGGCGGCCGCUCUGCCCAUCCUGCUCGCUAUGCUCACAGGUGCGGCGUGCCAGUUCUGCUCCGGCUCGCUGAGUCUGCUGGAGCCGUUUCCCAGAAGGCAGACGCUUCAGCAGCUGUUUGUCUCCGCGUCCUCACAGCAGUUACUUCUUUACGUCCUCAACCUCACCGUCAUGGCCGCUCUGCUGCCUCAAGACCAGCUGAAGCUGGUGCCCAUCGUGGCCGCCAUGUUCAUCUUUGGGAGGCUUGUUUACUGGCUCAGCCUGAACACGUGCAGCUCCUGGCGGGGCUUCGGCUCGGGCCUGACCCUCUUCCCGCUUCUCGCCAUGGUUGCUCUGAAUCUGUUCCUCAUGUACACGCUCAGUCUCAAAGAGCCCCUUUUUGGCUCUCAGGAUGUCCUCUAUAAUCAGGUCACCCCCUCUUCCUGGUCGAGGGAGACAUCACAGAGCCCGAGUGGCAAACCAGACAUCCUGGACGCUCAGUGAGGAGGCAAGACGGCUUUCUUCUCUAAGAGGCCAUUUCUCCAAAAAUAGGCCAUUCCUGUGGUCUGCUCCUCAGCACAGCUACACCCGCUGCCGCUAUAACCUCCAAACUGUGACGGCUUAACUUGUGUUCUCUGCUCCUCCUGUGCACAGCCUACAUUUUAUGUGGAUUUGUUUUUUUUUUAUUAUGUGAAACACAAGACGUCUGCCUGCUAGUGACCGAGGAUGCCUUUGAACAAUGCUGUUGCGAAGUUCUAAAACAUUUGCCCUUUUAAGCUAUUCCAGUGCCUAUAUUUAAAGUUUUAAACUCUAUGUACUCAAAAGCUCUUCUAUAUAUAUAAGCCUCCAUUUGGUUUGACCCCUAGAAACAAACACAGAGCAGGUCCAGCUAUCAACUUUUUUUUAUUUUGACUUUCCAAAAUCUUUGUACAUGAUUAGGACAAAAUAAAAGCCGUUUGUACAAAAAC
This is a messenger RNA of Menidia menidia (Atlantic silverside), 1960 nucleotides long. Lineage: Eukaryota; Metazoa; Chordata; Actinopteri; Atheriniformes; Atherinopsidae. The record is from the annotation of a GenBank genome assembly.